AGAGAUUGCGAUUUUUUUUUUUCCGUAGGUUGAAGCGGUUGAAGUGUAGGAAGGUGGUUGCAGAGUUGCAGAGGGUAUAGUGGUGCUGAGGUUUGUUGUAACGGCAAUAAUUGUGUAACAGACGUGAGCGUAGUGACAUGAAUGUAUUAUCAGUUCUUGUGCCAACAGGUGGGGAAUGUGAAUAAGUUCUGAAAGAUACAGUUGUUAGUACUUCCCGGAAUAACUGAUUUAUCUAGUGUUACUUGUGUUGGGAGCCCUUUGUCGGAACAACAUUAAAGCAUGAAUAAUUCGCAGCAAGUUCCGGCAAGUUCAGUUCAGGAAUACUCAAUUCGUGUUCCAAAGAACACAAAGAAAAAGUACCAAGUCAUGAGGUUCACUUCAUCGGUAAAUGUAGACUUUGGCAAAUGGACGCAGGUGAAGAUGGAACGUGAGAAUAAUAUGAAGGAAUUCCGCGGCACUGAGGAAGAGAUGCCAAAGUUUGGUGCUGGCAGCGAGUUUGGCCGAGAUGCUCGUGAGGAGGCCCGCAGAAAGAAAUAUGGCAUUGUGAGCCGCAAAUAUCGUCCAGAAGAUCAGCCAUGGAUCCUGAAAAUUGGAGGAAAGACUGGCAAAAAGUUCCGUGGCAACAGGGAGGGUGGGGUGGCUGAGAAUGCAUCAUACUAUGUUUUCACACAUGCGCCAGAUGGUGCUAUUGAAGCAUUUCCACUCCAGGAGUGGUAUAACUUCCAGCCUAUCCAACGUUACAAGUCACUUACUGCUGAGGAAGCAGAGGAGCAGUUUGGCAGGCGCAACAAACUGGUCAACUACUUUUCCCUCAUGUUGCGACAACGGUUGCGACCUGGUGAUGAGGAUGGUGAUCCUGAGGAUCCAGAGGAGGGCAAAACCAAAAAAUCAUCUGCUGGAAGCAAGAAAGAACUGAAGAUAUCUGACAUGGAUGAGUGGAUACAGUCUGACGAUGACUCUGAUGAUUCAGACUCAGUAGAUGAGAAGAAUGACAGAGAAGAGAAAGAGGACAAGGAUAAGAAGAAGAAGACCAAGAAAGGGGAGGAAACGAAGAAGAAAAAGAAGAAGAGGGACUCUGAUGAUGAAGCAUUUGAAGAGAGUGACGAUGGCGAUGAGGAGGGACGGGAACUUGAUUAUAUCUCCGAUUCAUCAGAUAGUGUUUCAGAACCUGAGCAACUUGCCAACAAGGAGCUGAAAGGGGUUGCUGAAGAGGAUGCACUCAGAAAAUUGUUGUCUUCUGGUGAGGAGGAUGAAGAGGAGGAAGAGGAGAAGAAGGAUGAUGACAAGGACAGUGAAGGAGAGCAGAAGAACGGUAAGGUUGAUACUGAGCGGGCCAGUGGUGGACAGAACAACAAGGAGAAGGACAGCACAAAGAAGGGGCUGGGGGCCAGUGCGGGUGCAGCAUCUGCAGCAGGGGGCUCAAGCAAGAAGAAGAAGAAGAAGAAUAAGAAAAAGAAGAAGAGGGACCAUCCAUCUGGGGCAGGGAGCUGUGGGAGUGCCAAGAAGGCUGGCAAGAAAGACGAUUCUCGUGACUCAUCCAGUGAUUUUAGCUCAGACAGCACAGAUUCUGAUGACGACAGCAAGAAGAAGCAACUAAAGGAUACAAAGAUCAUAAGGGAACCGAGCAGUGGAGCGAGCUCUCGGUCAGGAACCCCAACGAAAGACGGUCUUGAAGGUGGAAAACGGAAACUAAGUGCAACACCAGAGCCCGGAGUAUCGCACGCUGCUGCUCACAGUAAGAGGGCUCGGUUAGACAACUUCUCAUCUGCGGCUCUGUCUCCAUAUUACAAUGCUGGAAAUCCAGGAAGCAGUGACUCGGGUAUAACGGAAGACGCAGUGCGACGCUACUUGAUGCGGAAGCCAAUGACCACCACAGAACUGCUACAGAAGUUUAAGUCCAAGAAGACAGGUUUAACGUCUGACCAACUUGUGAACGUCAUGACCCAGAUACUGAAGAGGAUAAAUCCAGUGAGGCAGACAAUCAAGUCAAAGAUGUACCUCUCGAUCAAGGCCUGACAUCAUGUGGCGUGCAUGAAAGAUAUGCAUUCCUUUGUACAAACAUUUUGGGGGGAAGCAUGUGACCUAUAUACUUCUUAUUUUGUACAGUUACUUUUGUUAAUGUGUGGUAAGUUGUGCAGUAAUGGGAGUGAUGCAUGGAAGAGCUGGUUAUGUAGAACACCGUGUUUGUCUUUAUUUUAUUAAACUCGUGAGAGUGAG
Molecule: messenger RNA, 2217 nt
Organism: Cryptotermes secundus
Lineage: Eukaryota; Metazoa; Arthropoda; Insecta; Blattodea; Kalotermitidae
Gene: TfIIFalpha
Product: general transcription factor IIF subunit 1
Exons: 13
Coding region: 280-2016 (578 amino acids)
Biological process (GO): transcription initiation at RNA polymerase II promoter; positive regulation of transcription elongation by RNA polymerase II
Cellular component (GO): nucleus; transcription factor TFIIF complex
Molecular function (GO): DNA binding; TFIIF-class transcription factor complex binding; RNA polymerase II general transcription initiation factor activity
Source: RefSeq, a predicted model, not a curated record